AUGUGUCUAUCCGAGAAUGAAUGUACUAGUAGAAUAUUUAAUACAUCAGAGAUCAUUUUUACAUGUUUAUCCGAUAUUGUAAUCAAUGAACUUCCAUUGUACAACUAUACUACUGAUAAAUUGGCUAAUAUAACAUCAAUAAUAGUAAAUGGUGUUGACGACAAUACUCGAGGUCCGUUUACAUCAAUUCCUCCAAAUAUUUGUUUAUUACCUAAUUUAAAGAAUAUCGAUUUUUCAUAUAAUCGCAUUGGUCAAGUCGAUCCAGCAAACGUAUUGAGUGAUUGUUUAUCUAGUGUGACUACAUUCGAUGUUAGUGAUAAUAAUAUAUCUGAAUUUCCAUCUGCUAUGAUUUAUAAUAUGCCAACAUUACAGAAGCUUUAUUUUCGAUUUAAUCAACUUACUUAUGUACCUGGCAAUGUUUUUUUUAAUUUAUCAAAUCUAGACAUAAUUGAUUUUUCACAUAAUUCUUUGACAAAUUUUGAAUUAUGGGCUUUGUUAGUGAAUAAAAGCGCAGACUUUAGCAACAAUCAAAUUUCUACUAUAACGAAUACUGCUUUUUAUAAUAUAUCUGAAUAUACAUUGUCAGAUGCAACAAUUAAUCUCACUAAUAAUAGCGCAACGAUAAAUUUAACUGAUGCCGUAUAUGAAAUGUAUGGUUCAUGUAGUGAAGUUUAUUAUUGGCUCAAUUCAUCCACGCCAGACCCACUAAUAACUAAACCAAUAUUGUCUUCAGCUCUGUCGUAUAUUGAUUUUGGAACAACUAGAAUUAACUGUAGUUGUGAUCAAUCUUAUAUUGUGGCAAUGAUUUCUACGAUUUUUGCUGAUAGUAAUCCAGCAGCAACUUCAAGAAUACCAAUAUACAGCGCAAAAUGUCUCGAUGGUACAUUAUUUAUUGACAAUACUUGUACUUUUGAUAUUGAUCUACCUAAUUCAUCUGUCGAUUUUUCAAAAGUUUAUCCAAGACAAUGCAAAAUUUAUGAAUAUGAAUCUGGUAAUCUGACUACUAUUUCGAAUAUCAGUGUUCCUACCAUAAAUGUGUCAACUUAUCCACAUUAUGAAACCAAAAUGAUGGAACCAGGUGCAUGUUUCUUUAAUUUUUCGAAUAUGACUACAGUAAGAAUUAAAUGUACAAAAGACAUAUCAGAUUCAUCGACUAUUCCUUCCGAAUUACUUUCAAGUGAUUAUUUUUCUAAUAUUAGACGUGUUGAUUUUGCUCGUUCUAUCUCAUCUUUACCAUCAUAUAUUUGUUCAUUACCGUCACAUGAUAUUGAUUUGAGUUUUCAAUCAUUCACCAUACUUAAUGAUGAAACAUUUCCAUGUCUUGAUUGGUUUCGUUCAGUUAGCUUAGCUAAUAAUCAAAUGACAUCCGUAAAUAUGAGAAGUGGUAAUUUUACUAAUUUAACUUUACUUGACCUAUCAUCAAAUCAACUUACAGGAAUUCCUUAUUCAAUUCUUAUACCUACGCCAAGUUCUUUGCGUUUUCUUGAUUUAAGAAAUAAUUCAAUUACUUCAAUUGAUCUUUUUCUUUACACACUUAAAAAUAUUACAAUCGAUCUUAGGGAUAAUCCAAUCAAUAUUUCAAGUAUUAUUAAUCCACUAAAUGUAACAUUACUAUUAGCGAAUAACACAAAUUCAACAACCAUUAUAACUUUUCCAUCAUCUGUAACGAAUAGUACAUAUAUUUUCAAUGAUCAAACAGCUUUAACUGCUGGUACAUGUAAUCGUUAUGCUAUUCUAGCAUAUCGAAAUACUCUUCAAUCGGUCUACAAUAAUAUUUUACUAGAUUGUACAUGUGCAUCUAUAAAUUUGAAAGAAAUUUUUUUACGAAAUCAAUCUGAUAUUACUCAAGAUUUUACUUGUUCAAAUGGAACAUCAACAGUUAGUUUUAAUGCUUUAACAAUUUUAUCUUGUGGAUCGGCGACUUUGAAUUUUUCGUCAGGAUUAUGUUUGAAUGAAUCAUUACAGACAUUUUUGGAUAACACAACAAUGGAAUCUUUAAGCACUCAUGUUCAGUUAACUAGUACUUCUCUAACUAUUCUUAUAAUAAAUUCAUCAUCAUCAUCAUCACCAAAUGUAACAAAAAAUCAGCAAUAUAUAAGUUUACCUGAAUUCGAAGGAAAAGGUAUUGACUUUUAUACACUACAAAUAACUAAUAACUCAAAACAAUUAUCAACUCUAUAUAUUGAAACAAUAACAUCAAAAAAUUCUUCUUACUCAAAAUUUACGUCAAUAUCUUCGUCAAGUGAUAGUCAUUCAAUGACUAUUUCAUCGGCAAUAAAUCCAAUAGCAAUUUCAAUCGACACCACAACUACAUUACCGACUAUACCCUCUCUUUCUAGUAUAUUAUUAACAACUAAUGCAACAGAAACAGUAACAGAUAACAAUAUGAUGAUCAGUACGGACUGGACAACAACGACAACAACGACUACAACGUCAACUUCAACUUCAACUACAACGUCAACCUCCUCUACGACUACAACGUCAACCUCCACUACGACUACAACGUCAACCUCCUCUACGACUACAACGUCAACUUCGACUACAACUACAAGCGUAACUACUACCUCGACUUCAACAUCAACAUCUACUUCAACCACAACGACAACUACAACAACCAGCGUAACUACUACUUCGACUUCAACAUCAACAUCUACUUCAACCACAACGACAACUACAACAACCAGCGUAACUACUACUUCGACUUCAACAUCAACAUCUACUUCAACCACAACGACAACUACAACUACGACGACUACGAAGACAAUUGCUGCGAUUGAUUCAAGUACAAAUCGUACUGGCUUAAUUGUUGGUCUUGUUCUUGGUUUAGUGGGAUUUUUUGCAUUAGUUGGUGGUUUUAUCGCUGCUAUUGUUGUUCUCAAAGCAAGGGCUGCAAGCAAUGCUACAGUAACAAAUAAACCGGUCGUUCGAACAAUGGCUAUGAGUCAAGCACCUCCAGAUUCUCUCUUAGAAUCUCGUUUACAAACAAGAAAUUUACGACCUGUUCGAUUGACACCACUUACUACUCAAACAUCGCAAUUACCUCGGCCAUCUUUUGGUUCGGUAGUAUCUGAAACGACUACUACACAUGCUUCAAUGACAAAAUUGCAUAGAUCUGAUCCACAAAGAUCGUCAAGAGGUAUUCCACUUCGACUUGAUGCAAUUAGGUCAGCAAGCAGUAUUGUUCCACAAUAUGCACCAAGUUCAUAUACUUCUAAUAAGCCUUCUAAUUAUGAUCCUAUAAAUAAUUUAUCUAAAACUCAACGUCCUUAUCUUCAUCAACAAUAUGGUCAUCCUACAAUAUAUUCGGUUGAUACAACUAAUUGGCCACAGUUGAUAUUAACAUGUCCAAAUAGCACUAGACUUGAUGAAUUACCUUUUCUAUCAAUUAGUAUAUCAUGGCUAAGACAAUUCACUAGUUUUCUUGCUCAAGGUGAAAAUAAUACUCGUGAACCAUUUAUUUCUAUUCCAUCGGAUAUCUGUUGGAUGUCACAUCUAACUAUUCUCAAUUUAACUUACAAUCAACUUGAAAAUACACUUAACUUUUCUGAUAUCCUCAACUGUUCGACUCGAUGGAAAACAAUUCAUUUAAGCAAUAAUUAUUUGGCAACAUUUCCAAGUUCUUUCUUUACAUCGACUCAAUUUAAUUCAGUUUAUUUAAAUGAUAAUAAAUUGAGUUCAUUCGAUUUAUCUAUUCUUACACUGGGUCAAAGAACAGUUGAUUUAAGAAGGAAUCAGAUUAAAUCGAUUACUAAUCCCACUAAUUACAGUAUAUCAUUAGACCUUCAAGCUGGCGAUACAGAGGUUCAACUUGAUGGUAACUCCAUACUUGAUUUUAAUGAUGGAAUCUAUGAAAUGUAUAGGUCUUGUGAGAAAGUUCGACUAGCAUUGACAGAUACUCUUAAUCGUCCAACAUCAUUAACUUUUGCCUUGAUAAAUAUUGAUUUAGGGUCAACAACAACAUCAUCGUCAAAAACAACAACAGCCACAUCAUCAACAACUACAACGUCGGAAACAACAACAGCCACACUCUCCUCUAUGUCAACAACAGCAACAUCAACCACAACUGCAACAUCAGAAUCAACAACUUCCUCAUCUUCAUCUACUUCACUAACAGGCACAUCAUCAACAUCUAUAACAUUGAAAACAACAACGCCUACAACAAUAACUUCAACUUCUAUGAUGAAUAUAUCAACAUGCCUUUCAACUUUUUCCGUUAGUAAUACAAAUCUAUUAUUGUCAUGUUCAUCCAAUGCAAAUAUGUCAUUACUUCCUAUCAAUAAUUACACUCUAACGACUUUGAACCGUGUCACAUCAUUAAGUGUACGAGCAUAUAAUGGUGCACGUGGGCCUCUAGAAACUAUUCCACCAAAUGUUUGUUUUUUACCAAAUUUACAAAUAUAUCGAUAUUAUCUAACUCAAACUGUGAAUAAUAGUUAUUGUCUGUUUACAUUUUAUGUUGGUGGACGGCGAGUUUCUAUUGAUUGUAUCAAUGAAUCAAGUACGCUUACUGAAAUUUCAUCAGUAAUUCUUAAUAAUAUAUAUUUUCAAAAUAUAACACAAGUUUCAAUUAAUAAUCAAAAUUCGCUAUCUCAAUUACCAGUUUAUUUAUGUUCAUUACCAUCAAAUUCUAUCGAUCUUUCGAAUCAAUCAUUUUGGAUAUUAAAUAGUCAUACAUUUCCUUGUUCAUCAAAUAAUACCGUUCAAAAUAUCAAUCUUGCCUAUAAUCAAAUUAAUACUGUCACUUUGACAUUAUCCAAUUGGAUAUUGAUUGAUCUUACAUCAAAUAAUCUACCACAAUUACCAUAUACUAUCUUACGUUCAAAUCAAAAUGCAAUCUCAAAAAAUAAUCCAUUUUCAAAAACGAUUAAUGGUUAUCAUAUUAUUAAUAAUUAUGAGAAAAAGUCUUUACUUAAUGGACCAGUUUCAACAAAUAUUAUUCGAUCAAAUCAAAUGCGUUUUCUUCUUAAUGAUCAAAUAGCACUUUGUCAAUUUGCAAGAUUAGCAAAUUCUUCUCCUUCUAAUGAUCUUAAUGCAAAGGAUAACGGUCGAGUUUUAGCUAUAGUUCUUGGUUCUUUAGGUUUCCUAUUAUUACUUGCACUUAUUAUUGCUGGUAUUUGUUAUGCACUUCGAGAUACGGCUGAUACUCGUCUUGAAGAACGUGUACAAACAAGAAAUAUUCGUCAACCAUAUAAUUUAUCGUCAAUUGAUAAUAGAACUACAUCUCAAUUAGCAAAUAUUCAUGAUACAAGAGAUUAUUCACGAAUGCAAACAUCACAUAGACCAGCAACUCGAAAUAGAUCAUCAUAUUAUGUCGCUUCAAUCGAUUUAUGUCAAGUGGGCGAUAAUCGUCGAAAACGACGACCAAAAGAACCUCCAAUUGAUUAUGAUAUAACUUAA
This is a messenger RNA of Rotaria sp. Silwood1, 5397 nucleotides long. The record is from the annotation of a GenBank genome assembly. NCBI's taxonomy places the organism in Eukaryota, Metazoa, Rotifera, Eurotatoria, Philodinida, Philodinidae.